Molecule: messenger RNA, 759 nt
Organism: Mastomys coucha (southern multimammate mouse)
Lineage: Eukaryota; Metazoa; Chordata; Mammalia; Rodentia; Muridae
Gene: Nppb
Product: natriuretic peptide B
Exons: 3
Coding region: 189-551 (120 amino acids)
Biological process (GO): negative regulation of systemic arterial blood pressure; receptor guanylyl cyclase signaling pathway; neuropeptide signaling pathway
Cellular component (GO): extracellular region; cytoplasm; nucleus
Molecular function (GO): hormone receptor binding; hormone activity
Source: RefSeq, a predicted model, not a curated record
GCAGGCAGGAAUGUGGCUGAUAAAUCAGAGAUAACCCCACCCCUACUACAUGAGAAGGGCUGGCUGGACACUCAGCUCCAGUAUAAAAGGCAGAGGCAUCGUUGCAGAAGACGCCAGUGUGCAAGCUGCUUGAAGAGGCGAGACAAGAGAGAACAAAGCACCCUUGCCUGGCCCAUCACUUCUGCGGCAUGGAUCUCCAGAAGGUGCUGCCCCGGAUGGUUCUGCUCCUGCUUUUCCUUUACCUGUUACUGCUGGGAGGUCACUCCCAUCCUCUGAGAAGUCCUAGCCAGUCUCCAGAACAAUUCAAGAUGCAGAAGCUGCUGGAGCUGAUAAGAGAAAAGUCAGAGGAAAUGGCUCAGAGACAGCUCUCGAAAAACCAAGGCCUCACAAAAGAACAUCCAAAAAGAGUCCUUCGGUCUCAAGACAGCACCCUCCGGGUCCCGCAGAGACGUCAAAAUUCCAAGCAGACGCAUAUUUCAAGCUGCUUUGGGCACAAGAUAGACCGGAUCGGCUCCGUCAGUCGUUUGGGUUGUAACGGGCUGAACUUGUAGGAAGACCUCCUGGCUGCAGGAGACUCUGGCCUCUGACUCUACCUGGAGCUCUUUCCCCAGCUCCAGGACCACCUUUGAAGUGAUCCUAUUAUUUAUUUAUUUAUUUAUUUAUAUUUAUUUAUUUUGUUGUUUUUCUACAAGACUGUUUCUUAUCUUGGAGCACAAACUUGCCACGGCGUAAUAAACACAGCACAUGUUUCUUGCUUUU